GAUGUAUCAAAAUUUCCAUUUUCAUUUUUAUUUAUCUUUGUUAGAUUCUCUUACAAUUUUCUUACACCUUUAGAUUCUCUCUCCUCCACUUCCUAAAUAUCUCAUUCAUUUCAAUUUCAAUUCAACUCUUUCUCUCUCUAAAAUCAGCACCAUGUAUAGUUACGAAGAAAACAAAACCACCACUUUCAAUUGAUCAUUCACCACCAAAAGCCACCUCAAAACGCUACCAAUUGCUCUGAAACAGUGCUAUUGUAUAUUGUGAGAUUAUAAACUUGAUUGAUUGAUUUUGUAUUUUUGUUGUAAUUUUUUUGUGAUUCGAGAUGCCGGAAGAAGAUUUGGUGGAGCUCAAGUUCCGAUUAUACGAUGGAUCGGAUAUUGGACCGUUUCGGUAUUCGCCGACUUCAACUGUUUCUAUGCUCAAGGAAAGGAUUUUCGCUGAAUGGCCUAAAGACAAGAAAAUCAUACCGAAGGCAGCAAAUGAUAUAAAGCUCAUAAAUGCUGGGAAAAUUUUGGAGAACAACAAGACGGUUGGCCAGUGUAGAGUGCCUUUUGGUGAGCUUCCUAAGGGGGUCAUCACCAUGCAUGUUGUCGUCCAGCCAUCUUUGGCAAAAGCAAAAUCAGACAAAGUUGAUGAUACACCCAGAAAACAUUUUUGUGGGUGUACAAUAUUGUGAAAACCCAUUAGCAUGGAUGUAAAGCUGCUGAUCUGAAGUUAUGGAAAUAUGUAGCUGGGAAGGCAAUAAUCUGUUGGACACAUCCCCUCAGUUGAAUGUUGCUGGAGAUCAAUCCUGUUCAGCAGUGCUUGUCAGUGAUUAUUUUCUCAUGUUUUAUAAAAUGAAUGUUUAAUGUAUGUGUUAGUAAAUGCAGUCUAUAAUAUCACAACAUCAAAUAUAUUAUAUAGAAAGAAAGGUUCAGUCACUAUUCCUAAGGAUUUUGAACAAUAUUCCCUGCUGGAAUGAUCAUAUACCCGUUUCUUGUGCAUUGGUGACAACAGAAAUACUUUUCAAGCGUUUGGUGUGAAAUACCUUAACAAUAUUAUUGUCUCUAUUUUUUUAUCA
Molecule: messenger RNA, 1058 nt
Organism: Vicia villosa (hairy vetch)
Lineage: Eukaryota; Viridiplantae; Streptophyta; Magnoliopsida; Fabales; Fabaceae
Product: membrane-anchored ubiquitin-fold protein 4-like
Exons: 3
Coding region: 321-674 (117 amino acids)
Molecular function (GO): protein binding
Source: RefSeq, a predicted model, not a curated record